This is a messenger RNA of Miscanthus lutarioriparius, 1869 nucleotides long. Lineage: Eukaryota; Viridiplantae; Streptophyta; Magnoliopsida; Poales; Poaceae. The record is from the annotation of a GenBank genome assembly.
AUGCAGACAACCGCGUGUGUCGGUCUCGCCUUCCUCCCCGCGAAGCAGCUGGUAGGGUCCAAGGGGAGCCACCACAAAGCAGCAGGUGCCUCCGCCGCUGCACCACCGCCGGUACUGAUCGGCGGCGUCUUGGAGUCCAAGCCGGUGCUGGCUCGGCGACUCCCGUGUUUUUCGUGGAGCCACCGUGUUCGGACUUGGGCCACUGCCGCUACUACCCCACGUCAAGACCUUCUGGACGAAGAGGGACAUCAAAUUAUUAGCAGGAGGAAUGUCUCAAAUUUUGAACCGUCCGUCUGGGGAGAUUUCUUCCUCACCUACUCCAGUCCUUUGGCUUCCUCCACCGAACAGCUGACAAAGAUGAUAGAACGAGCGAAUCAUCUGAUGAGAAAUGUGUCUAAGACAAUAUCAGCUUCAAGUAAUUGUAGCCUGUAUGAAAGGAUGCAACUCAUUAAUGUUUUGGAACGUCUCUGCCUGGAUCAUCUUUUCAAACAGGAGAUUAAUGUCAUACUAUCUGAAAUUUACAAAACUAAUGAAGUUAGUGGGAGUGAUCUUCAAACUACUGCUUUGUGGUUCUAUCUACUUCGUAAACAUGGAUAUCAGGUUUCUCCAGAUGUCUUUGCAAAGUUCACAGAUGAACAAGGGAAUUUUGCAGCAAACAAUCCAUUGGAUGUACUGAGCCUUUACAAUGCUGCAUAUCUAAGGACUAAUGGAGAGAGAAUUCUUGAUGAGGCUGUUUCAUUCACCAAAAGGAGUUUAGAAUCAGUAUUAACCAACCUACAAGGGCCAUUAGCCCGUGAAGUGAAGUCUGCACUUGAGAUACCUUUCCCCAGAAGGGUAAGAAUAUAUGAAGCCAAGUACUACAUAUCUGUGCAUGGACAAGCCAAUGAAGUGAUAAUGGAACUUGCGAAGUUGAACUAUAAUAUCAUGCAACUCCAAUAUCAGCAAGAGCUCAGAAUCAUUACGAGGUGGUGGAAGGACCUGGAACUUCAAUCAAGGUUAUCAUUUGCUCGUGAUAGAGUUGUGGAAUGCUAUUUUUGGAUAGUAGGAGUAUAUUAUGAACCAAGUUACUCACGAGGACGAAUAAUAUUGACAAAAGUGCUUGCCAUUGUUUCCAUUUUGGAUGACACUUAUGAUGUAUAUGGAACUUUACAAGAGUGUGAGUUAUUUACAAGCUGUGUAGAAAGAUGGGACCGUAUGGUGGCUGAUGGUCUCCCAGAGAACAUGAAGUUCAUUUUUGGGAAAAUUAUGGAUACCUAUCAAAGCAUUGAGGAUGAGCUAUCACCUGAGGAGAAGUACUGCAUGCCCUACCUAAAAAACUUUAUUAUAGAUCUAGUUAGAGCUUACAAUAAGGAGGUCAAAUGGCGUGAAGAAGGGUAUGUCCCUGCAACAGUUGACGAACACUUGCAGGUUUCAGCAAGAAGCGGUGCCUGUCACUUAUUGUCGUGUGCAUCGUUUGUUGGAAUGACAGAUAUAGCCACAAAAGAAGCUUUUGAUUGGGUAUCUAAUGUACCUAAAUUGGUGAGGAUGCUCUGUAUUAUUUUGAGACUUUCUGAUGAUCUGAAAUCAUAUGAGCGAGAGAAAAUGACUUGUCAUGUUGCUUCGACAAUCGAGAGCUGCAUGAAAGAGCAUAAAGUACCAGCUCAUGUGGCACGUGAGAUUAUACAAGACAUGAUAGAGGAAACAUGGAAAGAUUUUAACGAGGAAUGGUUCAACACUAACAAUCAUGUGCCGAAGGAGUUACUCGAGAGAAUAUUCAACCUUACAAGAACAAUGGAGUUUAUGUACAAGCAAGAUGAUGCUUACACAAACAGUCAUGUCAUCAAGGACACCAUAAGCAAAUUGUUUGUAGAGCAUGUUCCGAUGAUCUAG